Molecule: messenger RNA, 2439 nt
Organism: Sceloporus undulatus (fence lizard)
Lineage: Eukaryota; Metazoa; Chordata; Lepidosauria; Squamata; Phrynosomatidae
Gene: LHX2
Product: LIM homeobox 2
Exons: 5
Coding region: 362-1654 (430 amino acids)
Biological process (GO): neuron differentiation; regulation of transcription by RNA polymerase II
Cellular component (GO): nucleus
Molecular function (GO): DNA-binding transcription factor activity, RNA polymerase II-specific; RNA polymerase II transcription regulatory region sequence-specific DNA binding
Source: RefSeq, a predicted model, not a curated record
UUGGCCCCGGGGGGCGUGGCUGGGGCGUGGCGGGUUCCCUUGGAGGAGCCAAUCCCCGCCCGUCCCGCGGUGACGUCAGAGGGGCGGUAGAAAAGGCGCGGAGGCUGGCGCCGGGAAGAAGGGAGCGGCGGCGGCGGCGGCGGCGGCGGCGGCUGUAGCUGCAGCUUCGGCUGCUGUUUCCUUUCCUCUUGGAGCGGGACGAAGGCGGUUCUGGGGCGGAUCUGGGCCGGGCCCAGGCUGGGAAGGAUGGCCAAGGAGGAUCCGCAACCGAGGAGGAGCCCUUAGGAAGAGGAGGAAGGAGAGGAAGAGGAAGAGGGAAAGGAAGCCUUUUGUCCGGUUCUGGUGCCGGUCCGGCCAGGCCAUGCUCUUCCACAGCUUGGCCGGUUCCGAGAUGCACGGAGUCAUCGACGAAAUGGACCGGAGAGGGAAAGGGGAGGCCCCUGCCAUCAGCUCCGCCAUCGACCGAGGAGAGACCGACACGGCGAUGCCUUCGCUGAGCAGUGGCGGCGGCGGCGUUGUCCCGGGGCCCCUGGGGCCGGUCUCGGUGUCCGGGGGCUCGGGCGGCGGGGAGGCGCGGGCGGCGCUGUGCGCGGGCUGCGGGGGCAAGAUCUCGGACCGCUACUACCUCCUGGCGGUGGACAAGCAGUGGCACAUGCGCUGCCUCAAGUGCUGCGAGUGCAAGCUCAACCUCGACUCCGAGCUCACCUGCUUCUCCAAGGAUGGCAGCAUCUACUGCAAGGAGGACUACUACCGGCGUUUCUCGGUGCAGCGCUGCGCCCGGUGCCACCUGGGCAUCUCGGCCUCGGAGAUGGUGAUGCGGGCGCGGGAGCUGGUCUACCACCUGAGCUGCUUCACCUGCUCGACCUGCGCCAAGGUGCUGACCACCGGGGACCACUUCGGCAUGAAGGAGCAGCUGGUCUACUGCCGGCUCCACUUCGAGGCCCUGCUCCAGGGAUGCGACUUCCCGCACCAGCCCCACGGCCAGAGCCAGCUCCACUUCGGGGAAGGGGGCCCCGGCUCCGGCAAAGGGCCCUCGCUGGGCACCGCCGCCGCCCCGCUGGGCUUGCCCUACUACAACGGCGUGGGCACCGUCCAGAAGGGCCGCCCCAGGAAGAGGAAGAGCCCCGGACCCGGAGCGGACCUGGCCGCCUACAACGCCGCUCUGAGUUGCAACGAGAACGAUGGGGACCACCUUGACCGUGACCAGCAAUACACCAGCAACCAGAAAACGAAGCGCAUGAGGACGUCGUUCAAACACCACCAAUUGCGGACAAUGAAGUCUUAUUUUGCUAUUAACCACAAUCCGGACGCCAAGGACUUGAAACAGCUUGCUCAGAAAACGGGCUUGACCAAGAGGGUGCUCCAGGUGUGGUUUCAAAACGCCCGUGCCAAAUUCCGGCGGAACCUCCUGCGCCAGGAGAACACGGGGGUGGACAAGACCUCCGACUCCACGCUCCAAGCCGGGACCCCCUCUGGCCCAGCGUCGGAGAUCUCCAACACCUCCAUGAGCCCCUCCAGCACCCCUACCACCUUGACGGACUUAACCAACCCAAGUAUGCCAUCGGUCACUUCCGUUUUGACCUCGGUGCCCGGCAGCUUAGACGUCCAUGAAUCCCGGAGCCCGCCUCAGACGACGCUGACGAAUCUUUUCUGAUGACUCUCGUUUUUUCCUUCCUUUCUUCCUUCCUUCCUUCCUUUUUUUUCUUUUUCUUUUUUAAAAAGGAAAAUUAUUCUUAGUUGAAUUCCAAGUGUAUUUUUUUGCUAGAGACUUUCUCACAUCGGGGCUAGCCGCAGCGUAGGAAAAUUCGCCGUUCUGGUCUGAGGUUCGCGGUGGAAAAAUGAACUUGGAAGAGCAACUUGCCACACAACAUUUGUGUUCAUGUACAGUUUUGUGGACCGGAGCAAGGGAAAACAGUGAUUAAUUUAAGUUGGCUAAAGCUUCUGUGAUAUUUUUCAGAGAUGGUCAUGUGCCUUAUAUACUGUUCUCCUCCCUUCAACCCAACCUUGGAUCAUGCGUGGUCCCUUCCCAUCUCCCUUGUUCCUUUCUGUAUAUUUAUGACCAGGGCAAAGAACACACACACACACACACACACACACACAACGGAGGACAAAGAAAAAGAGAAAAUGUCAAUAAGAGUUUUGUUACUUUGAAUUAGUCCUAAGCCCUUCAUUCGUUGUUCUGAUGUUUUAGAAUUAAAAAAAAAAAGGUGGGAUUAAAAAAAAAAGUCUGUUCAGCUAUCAGAAUUUGUAAAAAAAUAAAAUAAAACCCUCUAACCAGUAAUAAAACCACUUACGGAAACUACCUCCAUGUUGUUUGACCAUGAGAAGAAGACCAGAGAUGUGGAGGACAAAUUCAUUUUGUUUGCAUUGUAAUGUUCUUCUUGUGAGUCAGACUGGAAUUGAAAAUCACUUGUCCUUUAAAGUUUGCAUUUCUUCAAA